UAAACCCUAAUCAUUCGCCUUUAUAUACCAAACGAGAUGUAGAUCUAGCCGUCAUGUAGAUGAUUUCUCACAACUGAGUGUGAGUCGGUUGUUCAAGCAAGUCGAUCUCAUCGAUCUUUCUUCAUGGAGAUUGUGUGUAUUGAUUUUGUGGUGGAAUCUCAUAUGAAUUCGUGCUUUGAAAUGGAUCUAAUUGAUGAAAUACUAGAUGGUUCGGUCGUGAUUUCUCUGUUUAAAAAUUUGGUAACUUACCACAACAAGAACCGGCAGGCACCUGCAACAGGCACUAUGUCUUCAUCGAGCGGGGUUUCAGACCUAGUGGCAGUAGACGCUGACGACCCGAUGUACACUGAUUCAGAGGUUCAUACAUCAGAUACAGACAGCACUGACGAGGAUGCAUUCCAGCCUUUUGCUAUACUCGAUUUUGGGGAUGACAUACCUCAUGCUGAUGGUGUUCCUGCCGGGGAUCUACCUCUUGUGGAGAUCCCUGCUCCUGUUCCACACGUUGCAUUUCCUGCAGAGGAUUUGCCACCCGAUGUUGAGUCCGAUGACGACCUCGAUCUAUUCGAGGGUCCCCCUGAGGAUCACCAUGAGGGCGGGGCCCAGAUUGCAGACGAUGUCGCUUUUCCGUUAGUUGAGAUUCCUGAUGAGGAGGCCCAUUCUGAUUCGUUGAUUCCUGAUUCUCCUGAGUCGGUAGCUUCCUCUGUUCCACCACCUAUUCAGGCUGAUAUACCCGCUGAGCCUGAUGUUGUUGCUCCUUUUCCUGACCCGGUGCCUCUAGAGCCCGACCAUGCACUAUUUGCGGCUCAUGUCGACCCUCAGUAUGCUGACACCCGGAAUGGGUGGAUAGAGGCUGAUGAUGAUGUUCCACCUUUUGUAGUACCGGUUGCACCAGCUUUAUCUCCUUUUGAUGCACCCUUGUUCCCCACACACACUGCUGAUGCGCAUCGCACGGAUCUGCCCAUCACAUUUCUCCAGGAGAUCCCUCCGCCGCGUCCUGGAGAGGGCCCCUCUCAUCAGCCAUUUGGCCAUGCACCUUUUCUGACCGGAGGGGAUCAGUUUGCACCGCAAAUCCCUUAGCAUACUGUUGUUCCCCCUGUUCCACCGUUCACUGUACCACCUUUUACUCCACCCAGCGGGCCAUUUCUCUGGACCACAUCAUCCAUCAUGCCGCCGACAGAUCCAUAUCAUCCCUAUUAUGUCGGGCCUACUACGGAGGAUGUCCUCGUUUCAUUCAUGCUACAGCAUGACGCGCUGACACGUCGUGUCCAGGUCUUGGAGCAGCAGAUAGAGUGUCUGUCGCGUUCUCACCACGCCAUGGAGGAGGAUUGGCUCCUCAUGCGCAGUUUGUUCUAUUUUCAUUUUCCUCCUCCACCACCAGCAGCAUGAGGGCUCUUUUGGUUGAUGCAGGUACCACCACUUUUGAUGAGAAGACGGCGAUUAAGUCGGCUACAUAGCUUUUUGAAGACCACCUGACGAUUAUGACUUUUGAUGUUUGGUAUUUGUAUAUGUUUAGACGUUUCGGGCAAGGGCGUUGUGACCCUUGGCCCCUUUUGGAUGUAUGUUACAUUUUGUGGAACUUGUAAACAUUGUAAUCGUGGUCUUGGUUAUAUGAAGCUUAAUCGCAGUAUUCUCAUUA
Molecule: messenger RNA, 1636 nt
Organism: Helianthus annuus (common sunflower)
Lineage: Eukaryota; Viridiplantae; Streptophyta; Magnoliopsida; Asterales; Asteraceae
Exons: 3
Coding region: 124-1077 (317 amino acids)
Source: RefSeq, a predicted model, not a curated record